Messenger RNA from Prunus dulcis (almond), 1538 nucleotides. RefSeq lists its product as uncharacterized. The transcript has 5 exons. Lineage: Eukaryota; Viridiplantae; Streptophyta; Magnoliopsida; Rosales; Rosaceae. Bases 372 to 1196 code for a protein of 274 amino acids. The record is from RefSeq and is a predicted model, not a curated record. Gene Ontology annotation, molecular function: ubiquitin binding.
GUUACUCGUUCAGCAGGUCCUGACCGGUGGGUCGUCUCGAGGGAAACCCAAAAGGCCAAAAAACCCAUGGGAGAAAGCAAAGCACCCGCCAGGCUGCUUGCUCAUCAGACACACAACACAACCGAUUAAAACGCCACACAAAAUUCCUCUCUUGUUGAAGAAAACCAAUUAAUUUUAACAAAAUUGAAGAAAAACAAGAAGAUAAUAACUGAAGAAUAGGGGUUGAAGAGAAAGGGGGUUCCGAUCUAGAUCGGAAAUUAGGGUGGAAAUUGGGAGAAAUACGAUCGAAACGGUGCGCUGCAUGAGAAGGGAGAAGGUGGGGCAGAGGGUGGAGGAAGAGGAGGUCGAAGAGAGAGAGUGAAAGGCAAAACAUGUCUGCCAUAGUGUGCGGGAAGAGAUCAUCGAUAUUCGAAGAGAACUCGCUGCCCUCAUCGUCCCCUCCUGUCUCCUCCUCAUCCAAGAGAAUCCGCUUUUCUUCUUCACCUGUACGUUUCUCUCCUCCGACUCCCGCUCCAACGUCGUUUGCUUCGCAUUUGAUCGACCAUCUCAGGUCCAUUUUCCCGGACAUGGACAACCAGCUUCUGGAGAGAGCACUUGAAGAAUGUGGUGAUGAUUUGGAUUCAGCUAUCAGAAGUUUGAAUGAGCUACGUUUAAGUUCUGCUGCAGGCAAAUCUCAUGUAGCUUCAGAAGCAAAUGUGCAACUCCAGUCACAAGGUUCAGCUGCAACAAAUGGAGAGGUUGCAGUUACUGAUGAUCCAUCAGGGCUAAAUAACCUUCCCAAGGAUGGAGCGGACUGGGUGGAGCUCGUUGUUAGAGAGAUGAUGAGUGCCUCCAACAUGGAUGAUGCUAAAGCUCGUGCUUCAAGAGUGCUUGAGGCCCUGGAGAAAUCCAUCAGUGGAUGUGCAACAGCAGAGGCAGCCCAAAGCUUUCAGCAGGAAAAUAUGAUGCUGAAGGAACAAUUGGAAGUUCUAAUUCAGGAAAACACAAUUUUAAAGCGAGCUGUAUCCACUCAGCAUGAACGCCAGAAAGAGUACGAAGAUAGAGGCCAGGAAUUGCAGCAUCUGAAGCAACUGGUGGCCCAAUACCAGGAACAGUUGAGAACCCUCGAGGUGAACAACUAUGCACUAACAAUGCACCUGAAGCAGGCUCAGCAAAGCAGCUCCAUCCCAGGGCGUUUUCAUCCGGAUGUUUUCUAAGAUUAAAAAAAUACGAUGAAUUUGCAUUGUGGAUGGAUAAAGUGCUUUGUAUGGUAGUUCUAAUGACAUGAAGGCACUUGAAGCUGCAUUAUGCUGUCUUAUUUGGGAAAUGGCUGUGCAGCAGCUUUUCCUCUGUUAUGAUGAAGACACAGAUAGUUUCGUUCAAACACAACGUCGAGGAUUUGUUAUGGUUGCCAUUUGGCCCAUCGCUCUCUUAAUUUGUUGUUACUUUGAUACUCAAUUAUGUUUUCUAGGUUUGAUAGAAAAGUCCCAUUUUAGUAAUUUCAUUGUAUCUUUAUACUUCAAUAAAGAGAAUGGAUGCUUGAAUUCUUGUACAUUCCA